Messenger RNA from Amblyraja radiata (thorny skate), 4369 nucleotides. It is a transcript of the gene mink1, whose product is annotated as misshapen-like kinase 1. The transcript is spliced from 33 exons. The record is from RefSeq and is a predicted model, not a curated record. Gene Ontology annotation, cellular component: cytosol. Bases 245 to 4312 code for a protein of 1355 amino acids. Lineage: Eukaryota; Metazoa; Chordata; Chondrichthyes; Rajiformes; Rajidae. Gene Ontology annotation, molecular function: protein kinase activity; ATP binding. Gene Ontology annotation, biological process: protein phosphorylation.
GGUGGGGGAGGAGGAGGAGGAGGAGAAGGAGGAGGAGGCGGCGCCAUUCAUGUCGGGUGGCCGCCGGUGAUGGAGGCGGAGGAGAGGACGGCGGCACCAGCACCACCUCACCCUCCCUGACCAGCGGAUCUCCGACCGUCUGAGGAGGUGGAGGAGGGGGAAAAAAUACACACGCACACACACAUAUUUACUUGAACUUUUAAUUCUUCACCUGAGGCGACGCCGUGAUUGCGGCUGAGAGAAGAUGGCGAGCGAGCCUCCGGCCCGCAGCCUGGACGACAUCGACCUCUCCGCCCUCCGGGAUCCUGCAGGUAUAUUUGAACUCGUGGAAGUAGUUGGAAAUGGCACAUAUGGACAAGUGUAUAAGGGUCGCCAUGUCAAAACAGGGCAGCUUGCGGCCAUCAAAGUCAUGGAUGUCACAGAGGAUGAAGAGGAGGAGAUCAAACAGGAGAUUAACAUGCUGAAGAAGUACUCGCACCACAGAAACAUCGCGACAUACUAUGGUGCCUUCAUCAAGAAGAGCCCCCCAGGCCACGACGACCAACUCUGGCUGGUUAUGGAAUUCUGUGGAGCUGGAUCUGUCACAGACCUGGUCAAAAACACGAAAGGAAAUGCUCUGAAGGAAGAAUGGAUUGCCUACAUCUGUCGAGAGAUACUACGGGGCCUAACUCACCUUCAUGCACACAAAGUUAUUCACAGAGACAUCAAGGGCCAGAAUGUGCUUCUGUCAGAAAAUGCCGAAGUAAAACUGGUUGACUUUGGUGUGAGUGCCCAACUCGACAGAACCGUGGGAAGAAGGAACACAUUCAUCGGCACCCCGUACUGGAUGGCUCCAGAGGUGAUCGCUUGCGAUGAAAACCCUGACGCCACUUACGAUUACAGGAGCGACAUUUGGUCUUUGGGAAUUACUGCAAUUGAAAUGGCGGAAGGAGCUCCACCUCUGUGUGACAUGCACCCAAUGCGGGCACUAUUCCUUAUUCCAAGAAACCCACCUCCCAGAUUAAAAUCUAAGAAAUGGUCGAGGAAGUUUAUCGAAUUUAUUGAGAACUGUCUGAUAAAAAAUUAUACCCAGAGGCCGUCUACAGAACAGUUGCUGAAGCAUAGCUUCAUCCGAGACCAGCCGACUGAGAGGCAGGUUCGCAUCCAGUUGAAGGACCACAUUGAUCGGACCCGGAAGAAGCGCGGUGAGAAAGAGGAGACGGAGUACGAGUACAGCGGCAGUGAGGAGGAAGAGGAUAAGGUCGGUGAAGAAGGUGAACCCAGCUCCAUCGUGAACCUGCCGGGCGAGUCCACGCUGCGGCGAGACUUCCUGCGGCUGCAGCAGGAGAACAAGGAGCGCUCGGAGGCGGUGAAGCGGCAGCAGCAGCAGCAGCAGAUCGUGCUGCCCCGCCGCGACCUGGAGGAGCGGCGGCGGCAGCUCCUGUCCGAGCGGCAGAAGCGUAUCGAGGAGCAGAAGGAGCAGCGGCGUCGGCUGGAGGAGCAACAGCGGCGGGAACGGGAAAUCCGCAAGCAGCAGGAGAAGGAGCACCAGCGACAGCUGGACGAGAUGCAGCAGCUGCGUAGGGAAGAGGAGAGGAGGCAAGCUGAGAGAGAGCAGGAGUACAUAAGGCACCAAUUAGAGGAGGAGCAGAGACAGUUAGAGAUCCUUCAGCAGCAGCUACUGCAAGAACAGGCUCUGCUUCUGGAGUACAAGAGGAAGCAGCUGGAGGAGCAGCGGCAGUCCGAGCGGCUCCAGAGGCAGCUGCAGCAGGAGCACGCGUUCCUGAUGUCCCUGCAGCAGCAACAACAGCAGCAGCAGCUGCAGAAACAGCAACAGCAACAACAACAGCAACAGCAACAGCAGCAACAGCCACAAGAGAAGAAGCAGCUCUAUUACUACAACAAGAAUGUGAAUCCUACCGACAAGCCCGCCUGGGCAAAGGAGGUGGAGGAGCGCUCCAAAAUGAACCGGCAGAACUCCCCUGCUGCGAAGCCGAAGAUGGGGACCACCAUAUCCGACCCGUCGCUGCAGUCCCUCUCUGAAACGGUCCCAAACAAUUCCACCCAAGCUUCUCAGACGCCGCCCAUGCAUCGUCCCGUGGAGCCACAGGGAGCUCAGUCAAAGUUUCAAGUGGCGCACCUAGUUGCACUGAAACCCUCGGUGCAGGUUCCAAGGUCUCAGUCGCUCCAAGAUCAGCCGACCAAGAACGUGGCCGCCUUCCCGAGCCAGGAGCCGGAGCCGGCGCCAGCGAAGCGCGGCGAGAUGCUGCGCCAGAACUCGGACCCCACCUCCGAGACCCCCGUGCUGCCCCCCCGCACCAACGACUCGGGCCCGUGGGUGAAGAUGGCAGAAGAAGCUCCGCCAAAGGUUCCUCAAAGAACGACCUCCAUAGCCACAGCAUUGAAUAGCAGCAGCGUUUUGUUAAACCGCCCAGGACAGGCACCACGUGCAAGCAAUCCGGACCUGCGUAGGAUUGAGCCGGGUUGGGAAAGAGCGGAGAGCCUUCCACAGAUCGGCCCCCACCGAGUACUCGGCACUGGUUCAAUGGAGCGCAACAGAAUCACAACCACAGCACCCUCCCAGCCCGAAGGGUCGCCGCUCCUCUCGCAGGAUUCGAACCGGGGAAAGCCAGAGGAGAUACGGACUACCUCACGACCCGGCAGGCCUGCUAGCUAUAAGAGAGCAAUAGGUGAGGACAUGCUGAACCUGGGGAAGGACGGUCGCCCCGACGAGCUGCCCAAGCCUCCGGUUAAAGUGAUGGACUACUCUUCCUCCAGCGAGGAGUCGGGCAGCACCGACGACGAUGACGAGGAAGGAGAGAACGAGCGUCAGGACGAGAACCUCUCCAGCUCCGACGGGUCCAGAUCAGGGCAAAACCGUGCCAAUGAUGGUGACACAGACAGCGUCAGCACAAUGGUGGUUCACGAUGAUGAGGAGCCGGCUGUGGUUGACACUUCCAACAGCAGCUACGGAGACGGGACCAUGAUUGUUCAGAUGACCCCUGAGGAGGAGCGAGGCGUCCAUCAUGCAGACAGCAACGGAUUCACCAGUCACGUCAACCUGCCUGACCUCGUGCGGCAGAGCCAUUCCCCGACCAAUACCAAAGGCCCCAAAUCUCAGCCGGAUGACAGCAUAGCAGAGUUUCAGUCUAGAGGCCUGGUGAAAUCCCCUGGAAAGUCAUCCUUUACCACCUUUGUUGACCUCGGCAUGUAUCAGAUGGGUGCUGGAGGGGAGACCAUCCAAAUCGCUGGAUUGAGUAUCAGCGACGUGAGUCGACUAAACCAGCAGAAAAACGAGGACAGGAAAUGCUCAGUGGUGAAUGUGAAUCCAGCCAACACACGACCGCACAGCGAUACGCCAGAGAUCCGCAAAUACAAGAAGCGCUUCAACUCCGAAAUACUUUGUGCCGCCUUGUGGGGUGUGAACCUGCUGGUGGGAACAGAGAAUGGACUCAUGCUCCUCGACCGCAGCGGGCAAGGCAAAGUCUACAGCCUCAUCAGCCGCCGACGUUUCCAGCAGAUGGAUGUCCUGGAAGGACUCAACCUCCUCAUCACCAUAUCAGGUAAACGGAACAAGCUGCGAGUCUACUAUUUGUCCUGGUUACGGAAUAAGAUUUUGCACAACGACCCUGAAGUGGAGAAGAAGCAGGGCUGGACCACCGUGGGUGACAUGGAGGGCUGUGUCCACUACAAAGUGGUGAAGUACGAGAGGAUCAAGUUCCUGGUCAUUGCUCUGAAGAACUCUGUCGAGGUUUACGCCUGGGCUCCCAAGCCUUACCACAAGUUCAUGGCAUUCAAGUCAUUUACAGACCUGCCUCAUCGACCGUCUCUGGUUGAUUUGACUGUAGAGGAAGGGCAGAGGUUGAAGGUUGUUUACGGAUCGAGUACUGGCUUCCACGCGGUCGAUGUGGACUCUGGAAAUACCUACGAUGUUUACAUCCCGGUGCAUAUUCAGUCCCAUAUGAUGCCUCAUGCCAUUGUGAUUCUGCCCAACACCUCUGGAAUGGAGAUGCUUCUGUGCUACGAAGAUGAAGGCGUCUACGUGAACACGUACGGCCGUAUCAUGAAGGAUGUGGUGUUACAGUGGGGCGAGAUGCCCACCUCCGUGGCGUACAUCUGCUCCAAUCAGAUCAUGGGCUGGGGCGAGAAGGCGAUCGAGAUCCGAUCCGUGGAGACGGGCCACCUGGAUGGAGUUUUCAUGCACAAACGAGCGCAGCGGCUAAAAUUCCUCUGCGAGCGGAACGACAAGGUAUUUUUUGCCUCUGUUCGCUCUGGUGGAAGCAGCCAAGUUUACUUCAUGACCUUAAACAGGAACACAAUCAUGAACUGGUAAAAAAAAAAGGGCCAAACCCGUUGGGACUACUGAAGCGCUGGGGUACUGUAAAUAUGA